UCUCUCUCUCCCCCCUCUGCACAUCUCUCUCUCUCUCUCUCUCACCGUCGCUAAACAUUCAGAUCGCUAGCUGGCCGUGCAUCUAAUCCGCUGCUGUAUCUGUUCUUCUUCCCACAGCUAAGAUCUCACAAGAAGUUCCCAAAAAAAAAAAUGAACAAAACCCAACGAAUCGAUAUCCCCUCGUCAUCCUCUUCUCCACCUCCAGCUUCAGCAGAUGGUGAGUUCAACGAAGACGACAUCUUCUCAAUAGACAUAACUCACGCGCCCAAACACUCCCCAUCCUCUUCCCCUGCUCAACACCCACCCGCCCGCCAGCUUCAACGAACCAAAAGCGGUUUAAAAAACGUCGAAGCUUCCGGUAUCCUCGCAGCUCUCCCCGAGCCUUCAGGAAACAGUUACCUAAACCAUGUCUUUCACCACAAGCCUGCAGCUGUUCUCUCCACUUCCGUCUCCUCCACAGCUUCCUCCACGUCCUCUUCGUCUUCGGCGGCUCGGAUCAUCCCUUCAGCUCCUAAACCGCCUCAGGAGAGGGUUCCGUUUACAGCUUCUUCUGUAGGGAAGUAUCCUCAGUCAGCUCCUCUUCAAGUGCCGUUGGUGUCUUCGGCUAUGAGGAGUCGUCAUAAGAAGGAGUUUAAGUUGACUGAUGUGGUGGAUGAGGAGGAGGAGGAGGAGGAGGAUGAAGGUGAGAGGCUUCCUCCACAUGAGAUUGUAGCGAGGUCUUUGGCGCAGUCUUCGUUGCUGUCUUGCUCUGUGCUUGAAGGAGCUGGGAGAACGCUUAAAGGGAGAGAUCUCAGGCAGGUAAGGAACGCUGUUUUCAGAAAAACCGGUUUCAUAGAUUGAGUUUUUUUUCACCAGAAGAACAUUCUUUGAUUUGUUAUUUGGCCAACAGAAAACGUUCCAAUGUAAUGUUCAUAUAUUUUUUUCUUACAUUAGACGAUUGUGUUGUUACUUCAUAUCAAAGAGAUUUUGAUGUGAUUGCACACAUGUUUUUGUACGUGUUGUUUCAUGCUUCACAUGUUGAUGAGACACAAAGGUUAUUGUUUUUAUUCAAUUUUUAGUGAAG
Molecule: messenger RNA, 1063 nt
Organism: Eruca vesicaria subsp. sativa (arugula)
Lineage: Eukaryota; Viridiplantae; Streptophyta; Magnoliopsida; Brassicales; Brassicaceae
Source: the annotation of a GenBank genome assembly